Messenger RNA from Myiozetetes cayanensis, 1825 nucleotides. It is a transcript of the gene PIPOX, whose product is annotated as pipecolic acid and sarcosine oxidase. The record is from RefSeq and is a predicted model, not a curated record. The transcript is spliced from 8 exons. Lineage: Eukaryota; Metazoa; Chordata; Aves; Passeriformes; Tyrannidae. Bases 64 to 1242 code for a protein of 392 amino acids. Gene Ontology annotation, molecular function: flavin adenine dinucleotide binding; sarcosine oxidase activity; L-pipecolate oxidase activity. Gene Ontology annotation, cellular component: peroxisome.
UGGAUCAGCUCCCGGCUGCUGGAGGGGACAGGAACAGGGACGGGGACCAGGACGAGGACAGACAUGGCUGCCCCAAGACAGCCCCAGAAGGCCACCUAUGAUGCCAUCGUCAUCGGGGCUGGCAUCCAGGGCUCUUUCACUGCUUACCACCUGGCCCAGCGCCACAGGGACACUCUGCUGCUGGAACAGUUCAUCCUGCCCCACUCGAGGGGCAGCUCGCACGGGCAGAGCCGCAUCAUCCGCAGAGUCUACCCCCAGGAGCGCUACUCCCGCAUGAUGCCCGACUGCUUCCGCCUCUGGCAGCAGCUGGAGGCUGAGGUCGGCACCCGCCUCUACAGGCAAACAGGACUGGUGGUGCUGGGGCCAGCGGGAGAUCCGGAGCUGGAGGGCUGUCGGCGCAGUCUGGGUGAUGGUCAGGUCCUCGACGCUGCGGCGCUGGCCCGGCAAUUCCCUGGCUUUCGGCUCCAGGCUGGUGAGGUGGCCGUGUUGGACAGCACUGCCGGGGUUCUCUUCGCUGACCGGGCACUGAGGGCAGUGCAGGAGGUCUUUUGCCGACACGGGGGCACCGUGCGGGAUGGGGAGAAGGUGCUGCGCAUUGAACCUGGGGCCGUGGUCACCGUCACCACCACAGGUGGGGUGUACCAAGCCCCCCGGCUCAUCAUCACGGCCGGAGCCUGGACAGGUCCCCUCGUGGAAUCCCUGGGUCUCCGCCUGCCGCUGCAGCCCCUGCGCAUCAACGUGUGUUACUGGAGGGAGAAGGAGCCUAAGAGCGCCAACAUGGGCAGUGUCAGUCCCUGCUUCCUGACCCUGGGGCUGAGCCAAGCCCCACAUGGCAUCUACGGGCUGCCCGCCCUCGAGUACCCAGGGAUGGUCAAGGUGUGCCGCCACCAUGGCAGCCCCACUGACCCUGACAAGCGGGAUCAGGACACCUCAGGUGCCGACCGCCCCGACAUCGGCCUCCUGAGCAGCUUCAUCAGCAGCUAUCUGCCCGGGCUGGAGACACAGCCGGCCGUGAUGGAGACCUGCCUCUACACGAACACUCCAGAUGGAGACUUCAUCCUGGACCGGCACCCCAAGUUCAGCAACAUCAUCAUUGGUGCCGGUUUCUCAGGCCAUGGGUUCAAGCUGGCACCAGUGGUGGGGAAGUUGCUGUGUGAGCUGAGCCUGGGAGAGGAGCCAUCCUACAACAUGGCCCCCUUCGCCAUCACUCGCUUCCCUGAUGUGCUCCAGGCUGCGCUGUAGGUGUGGGGCUCCAGAUGUGACCCCAUGGCACUGCACCAGACUGCAGCUGUGUCCCUGCAUCCCACUGACCUUACUCCCCAGUGGGCCUGCAUCAAUACCUGUCUCCAUCUCCCUGCACCCUGGCAUCCCAACAUGCUACUCUCCUCCAACCAUAGCUACCCUUCAUCCCCACAUCCCUAUAUUCCAUCACAUCACCCAGCAUCCUGGCACCAAUCCAUCCCAGCAGCCCUCCAUCUGUGCACCCCAGCACCACUGCACUUCCACAUCCCAGAACCUGGGUAUCCCCAUACUCCUGCAUCCCUGCUACCUGCAUCCCAGCAUCCCUGCAUCCCUAUACCCUGCCUCCCCACAUUCCAGCAUCCCCAUCUCCCUGCAUCCCAGCAUCCCCCAUGCCACUCGGUGCCAAGCCGUCUCUACCAACCACCCCGCUCCCUGGGAACAAAUUAAGGAGCUUUGUCAGCCUCAUGAAGAUGGAGCUGGAGCAGCGCAGAGAGACACACUCGCUUAGGAGUCAAGUUAAAUGUUUUAAUGUUAAAUGUGCCAUUUUAUUAUCAUUAGAUCGCUCCCACUUAAUGAAAGCGCA